Suillus subaureus is the source of this 1458-nucleotide messenger RNA. RefSeq names its product kinase-like domain-containing protein. Gene Ontology annotation, cellular component: nucleus. Gene Ontology annotation, molecular function: ATP binding; protein kinase activity. Gene Ontology annotation, biological process: protein phosphorylation. Lineage: Eukaryota; Fungi; Basidiomycota; Agaricomycetes; Boletales; Suillaceae. The transcript is spliced from 8 exons. Bases 1 to 1458 code for a protein of 485 amino acids. The record is from RefSeq and is a predicted model, not a curated record.
AUGCCCACUCCUCCAGUCACUUCUCGCAAGAGAAAGCGCGCACAUCAGUAUACAGUGAGCUACAGUGAAGUUCAAGAGGUCGACGAGGAAGGCAGGGUCCGUGAAGUCAUAGUCAUUGAAGAUACUCCUCCUCCUUCUACAAUAUCGCCCGCAACAACCCACACAAACGUCUUUUCGGCCUCAUAUCAACCUCCAGUAUAUUCCGCUCCAAUACGGACAAGGGCCCGUGCUGCUGCCGAGGCACAGACCCUUUCAGCUAGCACUUCGUCCGCAGUGAUCGUGGCGCCAGCGCCUAAGAAGAGGAAGCGGGAGCCUGCUGAUGACUCCCGUGCAAUUCUCACAAAGAAGACAGCCGCUGCAUUGCACCAGCAGCAACCCGUGGCGUCGACCAAAUCAUGGGCCAGCGGCAGCGGGGCUGCCACGGCUGAUACUGUCAAUGGCAACAUUCCUUAUCGUACUGUUCGUCUCUUGGGGCAAGGGACCUUUGGUAAGGUUGUAGAAGCAGUUGAUAUCCAUAACCAGAACCGGGUGGCGAUCAAGAUUAUACGCGCUAUACCGAAGUAUCGCGAUGCCAGCAAGAUCGAGAUUCGCGUUCUCCAGAAAUUGAAGGAGCGCGAUCCAUCAAACGUCCACAAAUGUAUUCAUCUGUUGCACUGGUUCGACCAUCGAAACCAUAUUUGCCUUGUGUCAGAAUUACUUGGCAUGUGUGUGUACGAUUUUUUGAAGGAAAACGAAUUUGCGCCUUUCCCUCGAAACCAUAUACAGUCGUUUGCCCGGCAGUUGCUUGGCAGCGUGGCUUUCCUGCAUGACCUUCAUUUGAUUCAUACGGAUCUUAAACCGGAAAAUAUCUUACUUGUACGCAACGACUAUCGACUAGCUGUGGUGCCUGUACCUGGCAAGCGUAAUGCACCACCACGGACGAAAAGGAUGCUCUCUUCAACAGACAUUCGUCUUAUAGAUUUUGGAUCGGCAAUCUUUGAGGAAGAGUACCACUCAACCGUCGUCUCCACGCGGCACUAUCGUGCGCCUGAGAUUAUUCUUGGUUUAGGGUGGUCAUACCCGUGUGACGCCUACUCAUUAGGGUGCAUUUUAGUUGAAUUCUACACUGGCGUCGCUUUGUAUCAGACGCAUGACAACCUGGAGCAUCUCGCAAUGAUGGAGAUGGUUAUGGGUAAAAUGCCCGAUCGGUUCGCCCGUCUCGGAGCGCGGGCUAAGCCCGAGUUCUUCAAGGAUGGUGCACGCCUGGACUGGCCGAAGCCGAAGGCUUCGCGGCAGAGCAAGAAGGACGUGCGAGCCACCCGACCUCUUCAGGACGUGAUACCUCCGACCGACCAGAUCAACAAACAAUUUGUGGAUCUUGUGCGGCGAUUACUUGCCUUUGACCCAGCACAGCGAAUCACCGUUCGAGACGCAUUGCACCAUCCGUACUUUUCUUAUAACAUUCCUGAAGAGUUGUAG